AUGCCCAGUUUCAAGAAUAAUUAUGGUACUGAAUUCGUCAAGAGAACGAAGAAAUCUCGAUCUCUAGAUAAAGUGGAUGCCAGUUGCCCUAAAAUUAAGAAGGUCAGAAGCGUUAUUAAGUGCGAACCAGAUACGGAUAUUAGAGAAUACUCCAAACCAGUAUACGAAUUUAUAUACCAGACGGCGGAACAGUGGGGUCAAAAGGGCCCUAAUGCCUCGAAUCCAGCAGCUAUUCGUUCUCCUCCUUUAAGUAUACUAUUAACUGCUCCUUCGAUAGCUCUAUUAACGCCGCCUUUACUCAAUUCCAGGGCUUUAACUCCAAUAACAGACAUAUACGGGAGCGCGACUCAUACGCCAGUACCACAAAUUCCCAAUAACGCUAAUGGCAAUAUUGACCUACUCCUUCUUUCUAUACCGGAUACCGCCGCACCUGUCGGAGACAAUACAAUUCGCUCAUUACCACAUCAAAGCUUUACUACUACCUCCUGUAAAUCGAAUUUAAUAACGGAGUUUUCUGAGGUAUGCAAUAUAGUAUCGGAAUAUGACGUAAUCGAAGUAGAGGACCUUACAGACCUCGACAAAGAGUCUCAAGCCUUAGAGGCUGGAGCUUUUAUUACCCCAGCGGACGACAGUGACAGGCUAGACCUUUCGACUAUUAGAGACACUCUACCCGAGGAGAAGCUAUUAGUGGAGUCAACUAAUGUUCUGAUAUAUAAAGAUAUAGCUACUGAGAAAGGAGGGCGCAAAUACUUUAAUAAAGAUUUUGUAUUUGUCAGCGACUCAUUAGAUCCAGAUCUACGGAAUAUUCUGGAUUACGAAGAGCUACCGGACACAUAUAUUAGUAGAGCCUACAGUAGUCCUGGUAACGGCUCUAUAGAAGGCAUACCUACUUCUCAUCAAGACUCAGAAUCUCAGCAGCUCAACGAAAAAGCUGUUCAGGAAACUAGGCCAUCCGCUGUGGACCCCGAGGAUAACCAGUUCGAAGUUAAGCGAGUUAUAGAUAAUCAAGUUAUCCCAGUUAGUCAAGGGAGACGCAAGAAGAUGAUUACCCAAUACUGGGUCAAGUGGAAAGGAUAUCCAGAUGAUAAUAAUAGCUGGGUUAAUGAGGCUAAUAUGUAUGAGGAUCUCAUUAAGGCCUACAGGGCGGUACAGACCUCAGCUUGA
This is a messenger RNA of Hyaloscypha bicolor E, 1164 nucleotides long. RefSeq lists its product as uncharacterized. NCBI's taxonomy places the organism in Eukaryota, Fungi, Ascomycota, Leotiomycetes, Helotiales, Hyaloscyphaceae. The transcript has 4 exons. The record is from RefSeq and is a predicted model, not a curated record. Bases 1 to 1164 code for a protein of 387 amino acids.